This is a messenger RNA of Pocillopora meandrina, 408 nucleotides long. The record is from the annotation of a GenBank genome assembly. Lineage: Eukaryota; Metazoa; Cnidaria; Anthozoa; Scleractinia; Pocilloporidae.
AUGGACCUUAAACAGCAUGUUAAUCAUAUUUGUAAGGUGGCUUUUUGCCAUAUACGUAAUCUAUCAAGGAUCAGGAACUGUCUUUCUUUAAAAGAUACGGAAACAUUGUUCCAUGCAUUUAUAACGACCAAGCUAGAUAACUGUAAUUCAUUAUUGGCUGGGCUGCCACAAUACUUAAUAAAUAAGCUUCAGCGUGUUCAUAACGCUACCGGGCGUGUAGUCUCCCGUACUCGCAAGUAUGAUAGAAUUACGCCAGUCUCAAUGGAUCUCCAUUGGCUACCUGUUAAACGACGUAUAUCUUUAAAGAUAUUACUACUUACAUAUAAGGCCUUGAAUGCCUUGGCGCCUCAAUAUCAACUCUACGCUCUUCUAACAAACAGUUCUUGCAAGUGCCUUAGUUUAUCUUAA